This is a messenger RNA of Hypanus sabinus (Atlantic stingray), 3768 nucleotides long. RefSeq names its product NACHT, LRR and PYD domains-containing protein 3-like. Gene Ontology annotation, molecular function: protein binding. The transcript has 5 exons. Gene Ontology annotation, cellular component: cytoplasm. The record is from RefSeq and is a predicted model, not a curated record. The coding region runs from base 571 to 2937 and encodes 788 amino acids. NCBI's taxonomy places the organism in Eukaryota, Metazoa, Chordata, Chondrichthyes, Myliobatiformes, Dasyatidae.
UCAUAUGAUAUACUGGGUGGACUUAUUCGUUGAUUUACAGAGUUGGAGGAGUUGAAUAAAUUUGGGACUGUUGUCAAAGUGUUCAGAAUCCAGUUAGAAAUAGGAACAGAGAGUCACCAAGUACAGAUAAUUCAGGCAAAUGUGAGAAGUUGCAUUUUGAGAGGUCAAAUUCGCGAGCAAUGUGCACGGAGAAUGUUGGGACUGAUAAUAAGAUUGAUGUACUGUCGGGUCUUGUGAUGGGUGUGCACAGCUCCCUUAAGGUGGCAACACAAUUGGUAGUGUGCAAACGAUGAGUUGAGGUAUUUGUUAAAGUUAGACUGUAACUGGAUACGCGUUGGUUAAGAGACAAUUUCAGUAUUGUGCACAAAUUGAGAAUGAUGUGGAGGGUCUGUAGAGGGUGUAGACGAAUUUCACCACAAAAACCUGAGGUAACAGGUCUGUUUAGAUGGUAAAGCUUAAAGGGGAUUUACGAUGCAGGUUUUCCACAGAGAGUGAUUGGUGUCUGGAAUGAGCUGCCGAGGGAGGGACUGGAAACAGAUACUCAGCAGCGUCUGAGAGGCAUUUGAACUCAUGAGUAGGCCGGGAACGGGGGACAUUGACCGUGUUCCUGAAAAUGGGAUUGGUUUAAAAUGGCAUCGUGUCCGCAUACGCUUGGUACAUCUACUAUUUUAUGUUCUACGACCGACUACAGAUCUGAACUCCGCCAUCUCCGCCUUCCUGUCAAAUUGUGACGAUCACCAACUGUUUCGGUUGACGAGAUUCUACAUGGAGCGACUGGAGCAGGCGAUUGAGGAGGAUGUGGAGGGAGUGGGCUCCAUGUUAAAGGGCGAGGAUCACUUCACCAGGCAGGAGUAUCACAGCGUGACUGAGCUCGCGAAGAAGGGAAACCGAGCGGGCGCUUCCAAACUCCUCCUGGAUCUGGUGAUGGAGAGAGGCUCCGGGGCCCGGAAGGUGAUGUGGGAAUCCUUUGUGAAACUGCACCACCAUUUACCGAAGCUGAGCAGAAUAUUGAAUGAAAUACGGGAGCGAGGUGACGGCCAGUUCGCCUACAUGGACACUGAGCGGGAUUUCUCUGAAGUGCCCAAACAUCUGAAAGAUGUUCAACAGAAACACAAGGAGACUCUGCGGACAGAGACUGAAAAACUGAGAGUGAACACGAUCCUGAUGAGGGAGAAGGUGAAGGUUUUCCAGCUGGUUGAUCGAUACGCUGAGCUCACGGUCAUUUCUACUGUUCGAGAUCGGACACUGGUGGAACAUGAGCUGCUGGCAAGAGGCAGAGACCACGAGGAGUGGAGAGAAAAAGAUCUCCGUGGUAAGCUGGAAAAAAUCCGUACUGAUCAGUUAUUCAAGAAGAGCUUUGUUCAAAAAUUGCAAAGAUAUUUCUUUGGAAACAAAUCAGGGAUGUCCGCAGCAGUGGCCGGAGUCUCAGGGAUCGGGAAAACAACAAUGGUACAAAAGAUUGUUUACGACUGGGCCACGGGGAAGAUAUACCAACAAUUCCAGUUUGUCUUCAGUUUCAAAUUCCGGGAUUUAAACACCAUUAACUGCAGAAUAAACCUGAAGGAACUGAUUCUGCAUCAUUAUCCCUACUUUGGGAAUAUCCUGGGAGAGAUCUGGAAACAGACAGAGGGACUGCUGUUCAUAUUCGACGGAUUGGAUGAAUUCAAGGACAAAAUCAACUUUGUUGAUGGUCGGAGAGACACAGAAUCACAGGACACAGAUCCUGAAUUCAAGUGCAAGGUGUCUGAUAUUGUGUAUAGUUUAAUCCAGGGCAAGCUGCUCCCAGGGUGUUCAGUGCUGGUGACCACCCGCCCCACUGCGUUACAUUUAUUGGAAAAGGCGGAUAUCAGUGUCUGGGCUGAAAUCCUGGGAUUUGUUGGUGAGGAACGGAAGGAAUAUUUCAUCAGGUAUUUUGAAGAUCAGACGGAGGCAGAAGCAGUUUUCAAACACGUGAAGGAGAACGAGAUCCUGUACACCAUGAGCUACAACCCCUCCUACUGCUGGAUCCUCGCUCUGGCACUGGGCCCCUUCUUCACACAAAGAGUCAGGGACCCGCAGCGAGUUCCCAAGACCAUCACCCAACUGUACUCCUACUAUAUUUACAACAUCCUGAAAAACCAUGGCCGUGAGAUUGAGAACCCCCGUGAUGUGUUACUCAGAGUUGGUCAGAUGGCCUUCAGAGGAGUGUCGGAGAAGAAGAUUGUGUUUACAGAUGGAGAUUUGAUCAACUACAAACUGCAGCCUUCCCAGUUUCUGUCCGGGUUCCUGAUGGAGCUUUUGGAGAGAGAGGAUUCUGCCCAGAGCGUGGUGUACACAUUCCCACACCUCACCAUCCAAGAGUUUGUAGCUGCAGUCGCACAAUUCCUGAUCCCAGAUGGCAGAGAUAUCAUGAAACUCCUCACUGAAGCCCACUGCGUGAGGGAUGGGCGAUUUGAGGUAUUUCUCCGUUUUGUUGCUGGUCUCUCCAACCCAAUGACAGCUCGGGGUCUGGAGGAGUUUCUGGGUCCAUUUCCCAAUGAAACAACCUGCCGGGUGAUUGACUGGGUGAAGGAGGAGGUUAAACGCCGAAGUGGAAACACAGAGAGUGAAGCCAGUAAAAGGAGCCUCCUGAACACAUUGCACUACCUGUUUGAGUCUCAGAAUCGUGGACUGGCUCAGGCCGCACUGGGAUCUGUGGAAAGGAUUUCACUCAGUGGAAUGACACUGACCCCGAUUGAAUGCGCGGUCCUGUCUCAUGUCAUCGGACUCUGUGAUACAAUAAAACAGCUCAACCUGGAGAACUGCCACAUUCAGUAUGAGGGAAUACAGCGGCUGGGACCCGGGUUGCACAAGUGCCAGGAGUUGAGACUUGGGCAUAAUGACCUGGGAGAUUCAGGAGUGAAACUGGUGUCUGCGGCUCUGAGGAACCCGGAGUGUAAAAUACAGACACUGUGGUAAGUACCAGACUGUGGGAGAUUGUGUUUACAGUCACUGGGUGUCUGACACUGAGAAUGAAUGUGAUCAGUAGACACACAGAAAACAUACAGGACAAUGCAGGCCCUUCGGCCCACAAAGCCGUGCUGAACAUUUUUCUACCUUAGAAUUAUCUCGGUUUUACCCAUAGUGCUCUAUAUUUCUAAGCUCCAUGUAGCCAUCCUGGAGUUUAAAGUUUUCGCCUCCAGCAGCCCAUUGUUAAAACUAUGCCCUCUCGUGCUAGCCAUUUCAACCCUGGGGAGAAGACUCUGACUAUCUACAUGAUCAAUGCCUCUCAUUAUCUUGUACACCUCUAUCAAAUCACCUCUCAUAACCCGUCACUCCAAGAGAAAAGGCUGAGUUCACUCAACCUGUUCUCAUAAGGCAUGCUCCCCAAUCCAGGCAACAUCCUUGUAAAUCUCCUCUGCACCCUGUCUAUGGUUUCCACAUUUCACAUCCUCCUCCUCGGAGAUUGCUACCCAUUCCUCUUCUACCUGUGGGAUCUUUCUUCCACAUCCCCCUUCCUCCUGUGGGAUCUUUCUUCCCCGUCCCCCCUCCUCCUGUGGGGUCUCUCCUCCCAGUCCCCCUUCCUCCUGUGCGGUCCCUCCUGCCCGUCCCCCUUCCUCCUGUGGGGUCUCUCUUGCCCGUCCCCCUUCCUCCUGUGGGAUCUCUCCUCCCCAUCCCCCAUCCACCUGUGGGAUCUCCCCUCCCCGUCCCCCUUCCUCCUGUGGGAUCUCUCCUACCCGUCCCCCUUCCUCCUGUGGGGUCCCUCCUGCCCGUCCCCCUUCUUCCUGUGGGGUCUCUCUUGCCAAUACC